Messenger RNA from Halteromyces radiatus, 822 nucleotides. RefSeq lists its product as uncharacterized. The record is from RefSeq and is a predicted model, not a curated record. The transcript has 4 exons. NCBI's taxonomy places the organism in Eukaryota, Fungi, Mucoromycota, Mucoromycetes, Mucorales, Cunninghamellaceae. Bases 180 to 791 code for a protein of 203 amino acids.
UUUUUUUUUUCUUUUUUUUUCCAGUUUCUAUAUAUAUGAAUGCUUUGUUUGAUACUUUUUUUUCUUUUUUCUCUUCAAUAUGUUUAUUGUAUCUACAAUGACUUUGUUCCUGUAGUAUUUGAUAUUCCACAUUCUCCUCUUGGUAUACCGUGGCAAGGUAUACACACCAAAGACUUUACAUGUCAUACCUAUAUAUAUAUUUAUAUUGCCUUGACUACCCUUGUUUAAUAGGAUCUUCUGUACCCAUCUCAAGACACAUUCAUGAUACAAGUAAUAUUCCUUUUGAAGAACAUAAUCUUGAUAUGCCUUGGUUAGGUAUGCAGUUAGAUUAUACAUAUAUAGAACCUAUCUUGGAAAUACUCAAUUCGACAGAACAACCUCUUUUAUCUAGACAGGAGGCACAUAUUACUGUUAUUAGUCCACCAGAAUAUCGUAUACUCUCAACAUCGACAAAUAUCACCAUAGAUGAACUCAACCAUUUGGCAAAAUCACAUAAGAUUCAAUCCAGUAUAUUCUCAGUCGUAUGUCUAGGCAAAGUCAUACAAAAAGAAAAUAACUUUGAUCAUGUGGUUUAUCAACUCAUUAUCUCAUCACCUUCUUUGAUCAAGUUACGAGAAAGUAUCUUUAGAUUAUUUUAUAUUAGGAAAGGCAAUCCAUCUUUAUUUGAUCCACAUGCUUUUUGGCCUCAUAUUACUAUUGGGUUCACUGAUCAUGAUCUUUUUGUAGAACAAGGUAUUUACAAAGGAUUGAAUGCUUGCUAUAGACCAAUUACAUAUUUAGAUUCGAAAUAAAUAUAUAUUAUUAUUGUUUAUCUUGUUUAAA